AUGGGUUUCGUCGAUCCGUUCGACACAAGUGAACCGGGACCCAAGAAGUACGUGUACAUAAUCAAACAGGAGAGGAAUGGAAAGGAAUGCCUGACACUAGUGUUGGAUUUGUGGAAGAGAAACAUCUCCGAGAAGUUAGUCCUCAAAGAGUUCAAAAAAGAGUGGAGCUGUAAUGGUAAAGUGGCAUGGAACAAAACGUAUGGGUGGGUGGUUCAAAUAGAGGGCGACCAUCGGAAUAAUAUGUAUAACUUCUUAGGCAAAUCUGGCAUUCUCAGCAGGGAUAACGUUAUAGUAGGUUAA
Molecule: messenger RNA, 300 nt
Organism: Fraxinus pennsylvanica
Lineage: Eukaryota; Viridiplantae; Streptophyta; Magnoliopsida; Lamiales; Oleaceae
Source: the annotation of a GenBank genome assembly